AAACACGAAAAAUAUUGUUUAUAAGAAAUAUUAACUAAUAAUUGCACUGUUAUUACCAGCAACUAUAACCAGUAACAGUUGAAAUCAGUUAUGGACAAACAUAAUGUGGUCCCCGGUGUUAUCGAUACAGUUCCCAAAAAUAUAAUCAAGGUUCACUAUCCGAGUGGUGUUGACGUAAAUGUGGGCAAUGAGUUGACGCCACUGUCCGUCAAAGACGAGCCCACAGUCCAGUGGCCCACAGAAAAGGGCGUAUAUUAUACACUUGUGAUGACAGACCCGGACGCCGGAGCGCGGGCUGAGAUUAAACACUGGCUCGUCGUUAAUAUACCGGCCAAUGAUCUGUCAGCGGGUGAAACGUUGGCCGAAUACAGGGGAUCGGCGCCACCGGCUGCCGGUGCGCCCCAUAGAUAUAUAUUCCUGGUAUACAAACAACCCUCGGGUCGACUCAACCACUCGGAGACACCGUUGGCACCAAAUUCACGGGAAGGGCGCGGCUAUUUCAAAGUUAGGGAGUUUGCAAACAAAUAUAAUUUGGGCGAACCCUAUGCCGGCAACUUAUACCUGGCCAAAGGGGACGAGUACUCCGCGCAGAUUAGGGUUCAGUUAGGACUUCCCAAAUAAUCAAUUAAUUGUGAUAGAGAUGUUCCACGUUGUGGACACAGUUCCCAAAAAUAUAAUCAAGAUUCACUAUCCGAGUGGUGUUGACGUAAGUCUUGGCAAUGAGUUGACGCCACUGUCCGUCAAAGACGAGCCCACAGUCCAGUGGCCCACAGAAGAGGGCGCGUACUAUACGUUUAUAAUGACAGACCCGGACGCCGGAGCGCGGGCUGAGUUCAAGCACUGGCAUGUC
Molecule: messenger RNA, 850 nt
Organism: Medioppia subpectinata
Lineage: Eukaryota; Metazoa; Arthropoda; Arachnida; Sarcoptiformes; Oppiidae
Source: the annotation of a GenBank genome assembly